Molecule: messenger RNA, 1116 nt
Organism: Cariama cristata (Red-legged seriema)
Lineage: Eukaryota; Metazoa; Chordata; Aves; Cariamiformes; Cariamidae
Gene: CCDC68
Product: coiled-coil domain containing 68
Exons: 10
Coding region: 1-1116 (371 amino acids)
Biological process (GO): intracellular signal transduction
Cellular component (GO): intracellular anatomical structure
Source: RefSeq, a predicted model, not a curated record
AUGACUACCCUGCUACUCACUGAGCAAAUAACUCGAGAAGACCGCGGCUCGGAGGGAAACUACGUCCUUUAUGGAUCCUCUCGUACCCAAAUCACCGAGGAGGCGGAAUACGUGAAAAAGGGCUCUGCUGGGCCGUUUGCUGGGAGAUGCGAGGAGGAGGAGGAGGAAGCAGGAGCCUGGCGGCGGUCAGCGGUGCAGCCGGAGGGAACGUCGGCCAGCGACGGCAGAGAGCAGCAGGGCCCUGGUGAGAAGCCUCGGCUUCGCAGCCGAAGCGAGAGGGUGUCUGGUGGUGUGACUGGGCUUCCUCUAGUCUCGGGCGAUAAACCGGAGUCGAAGAGCAGCGGCUGGAGCUGCAGCCCUGUUGCGAGGAUGAUGAAGGAAACAGAAGAGCAGCUGCUGCUGGUGAGCAGGGAGAACCAAGUGCUGAAGAUCAAGCUGGAAGCGACCAGAGAAGCAGGCGUACAGGCUCUCAGAUCUGCCUCCCAGAAACUGUACGAGAAUUACCAGGCUCAGUCAGAAGAACUGAAAAAACGCCUUGAGAAUGAGAAGCAGCAAAUCCAGGCCUACAAUCUCCAACAAGAAGAAAAGCUCCAGCAAAGCUCAGAAAACGCCAGCCGCCUCGCUGAAAGCAUCGAGGAAAAAUGCACCCGCGUGGCAGAGAUGGAGGCGCGCGUGCAAAGGAUGGAGGAGGAAAAGAAAACUCUGAUAGAGAAGAAAAGGUCAUUUGAAAAGAUGCUUCAACAGAUGAUGUCAAGGAAUGAAGACAGCAAACGGUGCCUGGAUCUCCAGAGCCAGAUUUCCACGCUGCAGGAGCAGAUCCACCACCUGCAGCGCGUGAUCCAGGCGCAGCACCACAGCCUGCGCAGCGUGAUACAGGAGGCACAGGAACUGAACAACCAACUCAGAAGCCAAGAUAAAAAAAUAGAAAACCUGACAGAAAAGCUGAGUUCACUGGAAGCGCAGAACAAAGAACUGAAAGACAGAGUGGAGUUCUGGUCUGGCCAGCCCAAGAGUAAAGUUUCAAAAGCUGUCUGGACCGACCCACCGCGAGACUUUGGAGCUUUUAGACCAUCCCCUUACCUGAUGCUCACCAGGCUAAGGAAGCAGGAGAACUAA